Molecule: messenger RNA, 801 nt
Organism: Phytophthora nicotianae INRA-310
Lineage: Eukaryota; Oomycota; Peronosporomycetes; Peronosporales; Peronosporaceae
Exons: 1
Coding region: 88-486 (132 amino acids)
Source: RefSeq, a predicted model, not a curated record
CGCAAAUUUGCCCUGAAGCGCGCACUGCUCCGAGCCAAGACCCCAGCCCCAAGAGACCAACACUCUUCAUUCCAAAGUUUUUAUACUAUGGAGUUCGCCCGCCGCUUUUCCCACACCAGCGAGAUGCUUCAGGCCACUACGUUUAAGGACGCGCGGCAACCCGGAGGCCUGCACGUGGACACGAACAACAACCGUAGCCCCAAGAGCCCCCAGGAGCCGCAGCACGAUGCCAGUCCUACGUCCAGCCCGAAUUUGGGCCCACGCUCAGCGCCGUCGUCUUCGCACAGCAUGGAUAACCAGCGUCGGCGCCGCAGCCACUCAGAGUGCCUCCUUCUAGCCAAGACAAACGGCACGCAGGAUCUUCCCGGACCCUGCGCAGAGUACAUCAGCAAUGUGAAGCAGAUGCUGGCCCGCAAUGAGGAUCAACUCACGCAGCUGAAGCGGCGCCGAAGCAUGAACCUUAGCCACCCUUCGCUGUUCAAGUAAAACUCCAGUCCGAGACGGACCCGCAGCGAAGAGUAAGCUGCACGUUGGCGUCGGCCGACAGAGCGUCGACAACGUUAUUUUAUAAGGAACCAAGCUGUUGUAUUUAAUACCAAGACCAGUAUACUCCGUUUGACUCAAAACUUUAGCCCCAAAUGUUGUUAGCUUUUACUACUAGUAUCUUGUUGAACACUACACUAAUCCCUGAUGUGUGAAUGCAGUAAGGGGGAAAGCUACCUUGAGUUUGUCCUCGCUCAGCGCGCAGAUGGGCAGACGACAGAGCUCACACUCGUACAUCUCCCAAGUGUCAGAAGAGGA